Molecule: messenger RNA, 8534 nt
Organism: Pseudomyrmex gracilis
Lineage: Eukaryota; Metazoa; Arthropoda; Insecta; Hymenoptera; Formicidae
Gene: Crag
Product: C-myc promoter-binding protein
Exons: 19
Coding region: 1738-6543 (1601 amino acids)
Biological process (GO): regulation of Rab protein signal transduction
Cellular component (GO): cytoplasmic vesicle
Molecular function (GO): protein binding
Source: RefSeq, a predicted model, not a curated record
AGUUAGACGUACUCGCUACAAUUGACCUUUGUGCAUUUCGAACUUCAUUCUCGCGCCUGUUCUUAUUCCCCGACGAUUCGAAUGACCCCUCCCCUUCUCCGUGGCGAGUCUCGCGCGCGUUGUUGUUUCUUUUCAAUAAAAAAAACCUUGAGAAGAAAAAAGAGCGCGUGAUCUCUCUCGUAAAUUAUGACGCAUAUACGCGAGUGACCGACGAACGAUGUUACACGCCGAUCUAUUUUUUAUUUCGCGCAUAAUUAUACAGGAAACGCUGCUCGCGCGCGUCUCGCCUUUUUCUCCACCACGCUCUUUUAGCUUUCGCGCGGCGUAGUCCUGAAAGUCGCGCCACGGCCAUCGGCCAUUUUACCGCCCGGAGCCAAGUUGGUGCAACUAUGGCCAUCUGACCGCCGCACGCCAAUUCCUCUCCGCAGCGCGUUUACUCUUCUUCGUCAAAACAACAACGUAGUUUUCGACGACAAUUUAUAUACACGGGGCUCGUGUUCGCGCCGUGACGCACGAGACGAUCCGAAACGACGUGCGACGCGACAACUCAUCCGUCAGUCAUGCAACGCGCGACGACAACGUCACCGAGAACGCACUUGUGUAACUGUCGCGUGUGACGUCUAACCUAUGUGACCGCGUUCCGAAGGAAAGAGAAUUACACACGGGGAGAGUGGAUCGCGCACGCACGGGGCGGAGAAGUCCGAGAGUCGCGUCGACUUUCUUACGGGAAGGAAAAACAAAAAAAAGGAGAAAUAAGAAUAAACGCAAUUGCGACGCGAGGAUUGACGGAUUCGACGCGCGUCAACGGGAGCUGAAGGAGAUUUGCACGAGAUCGUUCUUACACGAGGUCACACGCCGGCGCCUCACGAGGAGAACUCCACUUUGUAUAUAUACACGUCAAUCGUUUUAUUUACAAAUCGAACAGGAAACUCCGUCGGCCCGACGGCGAUGUUGCGCCGACGACGCGCACGAAACUACGACGAUGCGAAGAGCCUCCGAGUAACUAAACGGAUUAAUCAACGACGUGUACAAUAAAAAAAAAAAAAAAAGUGUGUUUGCCGCUUUCUGGCUUACUAGCGUAAUACUGAGUUCGCAGUGAAAUUUCAUUCGGUCGAGAGAGAAAGAGAAAGAGAGAAAGAGAGAGAGAAAAAAAAGAGAAUUCAGAAUUAUCUUUUUGCGAUUGUUGUGUGCGACGCGCGUUUUUUGACCAAAUUUUCAUUCGUAUUUAAGCAAUAACACAGCGAGGCCAUUGACAAGAAAGGAAAGAAUACUCCAGUAUUGCAUUACACACACGCACACGCACACGCAUACACACAUGUUACACACCAAUGGAUAGCUGAAAUAUUUUUGUAAGAUUGUAAGGUUUUUAAGGAGAGCAACAGGACCAGCAAAACUGAAACAAUGUUUCAUAUAUGUAAUAGGAUUAUAUCUAAGGUGUUAUGUAAAGAGAGCUGUCCAGAUCAUUGCGGCAUAUGAAGAAAAGUAUUUCUUGCAACGUGCCAGUCAACUUUGCAUAAGAAAUCAUACUAUAUUGAGUGCCACUUAUACUGAGAUAGAAAGAGUGAGAUAUAUAUAUAUAUAUAUAUAUAUAUAUGUAUAUAUAUAUAUACACAGAUUCAAGAACAAUCAGCUUAGUGCCAUGUAUAAAAAUCUCAGAAUCUAUCUGUUGUGAGAUGUAUCAAGGAUAAAGUCUGAUUGGAAGAAUCUUGGAUUUAGUCUGUGUCAUUUACAAGAAAUAUGGAUGAGAGAAGAGUUGCCGAUUAUUUUGUUAUCGCCGGUUUACCUGGUCAGGAUGAGGAGCUUAAUCAGGACAAUGAAGCUAACAACAAGCUGGAGGAUUGGUUCCAGGAGGGCACCCAUCUCAAGGACAUGCACAUGCCACCUCCAAUCACGGAUCUUGCCGUAAUAUUUCCCGCGCUGGGAGAGAACUGUCCUGAGGGAUAUACGCUGUUAGAUAAAACUGUAUCUGGUUAUCCGGCGGACUUGAAUCAUGGUAGUUUAAGAUCGGAAGAGUGUUAUCUGUGCUACAGAAGAGGCCGGGAUAAACCUCCUUUAGUCGAUAUUGGUGUAAUAUACGAUGGCAAAGAACGUAUAAUGCAGGAUGCUGAAAUGGUAUUAGAAACUCCAAAAGGCCAUGUGGCGAAUGUAAAUAAUUCUACUUCGAAAAUUUUUGUAACGUACAGACGAGCAAGUCAAAAGAUGCCUUGCAAUUCACUUGUGGUAACUGACAUAUGUGUUAUCUUGUCGAACAAGGGAGAAAGUCCUCCCCAUGCGUUCUGCGUCAUUAAUAAGAAUCUGAACAAAGGAAUGCUGGGCAGUGAUGUGUUUUUGUGUUACAAAAAGUCGAUGAAUCGCGCGAAUUUGAUAUCGUUUAAACCAGCAAUACUCUACAAAUAUCCCACGGCUGAUUACAACAGUUUUGCCUUUCCGAAUUCCGUCGCCAUGUUUUGUCUACCGAUGGGCGCGACUAUAGAGUGUUGGCCUAAAGUAGCGUGUAAACCUAAGCCAGUAUUCUCGACGUUUGUCUUGACGGUUGCUGAUGCUGCUCAAAAAAUAUACGGUUCAGCAAUAACAUUUUACGAGGAGCUUCAACUUGAAUUGGACACCUCCAAUUGUAAGAACAAUCAGGAAAUCAUGGAAACCAUUGACGAAAAUAAUAAAAAUGCAGAUAUGGAGAUAACGAAAAAUAAACCGCAGGUAAAGAUGAAAUUCAAAAGAUCCGGUAUACUCAAGAAGCUCAGUAUAUCACAAUUGGAAAAGUUGCAAUACACCGAUCCCAAGAGUCAGUCAUUGAACAUCAGCAAAUCUAUCUGCAUAUUGUCUCACUGGCCGUUUUUCGAUAUGUUCGAGAGAUUUUUGGUAUUUCUGCACAGCAUGGUAAACGGCAAACCGCAAAGUGUCCCGAUUGAAAAAUACAUCUCGUAUUUUUUAUGCGACAUACCGUUUCCGAGUCCGCAACGGCCGAGAAUCUUGGUACGGCUGAGCAGUCAAGACAGACUGAUCUUGACCCAACCGGAAGACUUGGCUCUGCCUAGAUCAGGUGCAAGUUUCAAGCAGCUGCUGAUAAACUUGGGACCUGACAAUUGUUUGUUGAUAUUGUUAUUAAUAUUGACCGAACAGAAAAUAUUGGUUCACUCCUUACGUCCGGACGUACUUACUUCAGUGAGCGAGGCCAUUGCCAUGAUUCUAUUUCCCUUCAAGUGGCAGUGUCCUUACAUACCGUUGUGUCCUCUAGGAUUAGCAGAGGUAUUACAUGCACCAUUACCAUUUCUAAUCGGCGUAGAUUCAAGGUUCUUUGAUCUGUACGAUCCUCCUUCCGACGUCAACUGCAUAAAUCUGGACACGAAUAAUAUAGCGAUUUGCGACGAUAAGAAAUAUCUAAAUGUUAAGUUACUACCUAAAAAAGCAGCUAGACAACUCAGAAAUUGUUUGGAGCUUUUAUCGUCGAAGAUUAUUUUGUGGGGAAAAACUAACUGUUCUCAGAAAGAUAGAGGAGAUGAAGACUUCAGUGUCGACAGAGAGUUUCAACAAAAGCGAAAGGAGCAAGCUUUGGAGCUCGAAAUACAGGAAGCGUUUUUAAGAUUUAUGGCAACAAUUCUCAAAGGAUACCGAAGCUAUCUGUUACCGAUUACAAAAGCGCCUACAGUAGGAACAACAGAUCCGACGAGUUUGUUUAACAUCCAAGCGUUUUUGAGGAGUCGCGACAAAGCUCACGCCAAGUUUUACAUGAUGCUCGCCAAAACCCAAAUGUUCAUCAGAUUCAUAGAAGAAAGAAGUUUCGUAUCCGAUAUGGACAUGGCGGGAUUAGCAUUUUUCGACGAAUGCACAGAACGGGUUGAAGAGGAAAAUGUGACUCUUCUGGAACUGGAUGAAUCUCAACACAGUGAACGUACAGUAUUUAUACCUACUCCUGAAGCGGGUACGAAUCAAACACCAAUAAUAUACAAUUCAUUCAAACUGAACCCGGAUCUUAUGAGGCCUCAGAAGAACUUUUGUUUGAAAAAUCCAGCUUUAAGUGCCUUUGGUAUGGUACCUGGGAGUCCUAUGGCUCGUAGAACGAAGCACGAAAUUAAAGUUGCUCAAAGGAUGGCGCGAAAACAAGCUGCGAUGCCCGACAGAUGGGGUAGAUGUUUGCUUGGUACAUGUUACAGUCUUUGGUUUUUACAUUUGCCAGCUAUGUUGCAAGUUUCGAGUCAGCCUGCCGCGAUUUUGCAUCAGGCUUACGAACUGUUAGUCAAAAUGCAGAAAUUGCGUCUCGAUCCCAUGGAAGAGGUGUGCUACAGAGCUAUGAUGCAGCUUUGUGGUGUGUACGGGCAACCAGUUUUAGCUGUGAAGUUACUGUUUCAUAUGAAACGCAGUGGUGUUCAGCCUAAUGCUUUAACAUAUGGCUUUUACAAUAAGGCUGUUCUCGAAGCAACAUGGCCUUCAGAUAUGACAAACUCGAGUCAGUUGAUGUGGAACAAAUUACGAAAUGUGAUUGUAGGUGCAGCUUUGUUCAAAAAGGCUGGAAAAAAGAGCGCUAGAAGACGACUGAGUUCUAACGUGGACUUCUUAACCGCCGAUAAGACUGAAGGCAUGGAGCAUGCUCUUUCUCGGUCUAGUCUCGACAGUUCCCAUUCACAAGACACCGAAGCUGCACACAGUGAUUCUACUAAAGGUAGUUCGGUCUCGGAUUUACCUGGAUUCGGAACGUUCGAAUUAAAAGCUAAGCUCCUUCGGCAGAAUAGCAUAGUGAAAGAUCAAGCAACAUUAAACAUGUUACAAUCGGAUGAAUUGGAUCAGGCGCCCAGUAAUCCAAGGCUAACGCGCAGUGUUGAAUCACCAUUAAAAAGUCCCAUACGCACACCAGUUACGGAAAAUGACCCAUUGGGUGCUCUCAUUAAUGACGAAACACCGAUUGUGUCACCUUCCGAGGAGAAUGACUCAAAUUGCUCAACAAGUACUUUAACCGUUUUAAAUAAUACGACUGAAGAGAGACCAGGAGGGCCACUCUUAUUUAGAAGCAACAUCCUCCCACGUAGUGCGACCUUUCAUCAAGCGGUAGAUGAAAGUGGCAUGACGGUGGGCGGGCAUCUGCAGAGAAGUGAGACGAUGCCUCACUCUGUCGCGGAACAAGGGGAACAGGAGAGAGAAAAGGAGAGACUGGAAAUAAGCAGUCUCUGGUCUCAGAAUAAGGAUAGUGUUACAUCCAGCCUCUCUAGCUUAGGAUCUAGUCUUAAACUUAGUUUCGGACGAUACUCCACGGGCGGAUUGGCCUUUGCUAAAAAUAAGGAUUUAAUAUCAUCGAAUCAACUUAUUGAAUCUCUUAGCCUCUCCAGCUACAUCAGCCCGUCAAGCUUAACAGGAAAGAAGUCGAACGAAAUAAUACUUGGCGGUUUGAACAGUUUGAAAUCCGCCGCGACGACCGUCGUGAAGAAAUUCGACGAAAUAAAAGAGGCAAUCUCGGCGAACAGUACACCGGUAAAAAACAAAGAACGUGAACAAAAACUAGCCUACGGGAUAUCGCACGAGUCACUAGAUUCUCUCACUGACGGAUCCUUGCAAGAUCGCAAUGAAACUUCCAUCAGAGCAGCAGGUGAUGGAAAUUUAGAUCUGUGCUCGCUGUACGAACUCGCGGAAUGUCUGUAUCCGAAGAGCACUAGAGAGGUCGAGGAACGUCUUGCCAUUGAGCUUGUGCUUUCCAGUGCCAGUAGGUGUCAUCAUUGCGCCGCCAUUCUAUACGACGAGGAGAUUAUGGCUGGCUGGCAGCCGGAAGAUUCAAACUUGAACACCGUCUGUCAGUAUUGCGACAAGGCUACCGUGCCUCUUCUCACGGUUACAAUAUUAGAUUACAGAUGCGAAACGAGCGAAAAGAAUAACGAUCCUUUAAUGGGAGCAUUGGUGGAAUUGCUGGAUCAACCGAAAGAAAUGGAUCCGAUAACUGUGCCGUAUCUGAAUCCGUUGGUUUUGAGAAAAGAAUUGGAAAGCGUGCUGGGUCAAGAAGGGGACGCUUGUCUCACCAAAUAUAGGUUUAUUCAGGAACACCCGAUAGUGUAUUGGAAUCUGAUCUGGUAUUUCGAAAGGAUCAAUUUAACAAGUCAUUUGCCUGAUCUCUGGUUGAAUAGCGAUAAAAAUUCACAACUUCAAAGAACCAUAGGAUCGGUCGGUGUCCGAACCAUGUGGGAUAACGAGCGGUUGCACAUGGAUCGUUUGCCUAUGUAUCUUCAAUGGAAAAUGGAUUCUACGGAGGAUAGAACUUUGAUGCAGACGGUGAUAAAAUAUGUCAGUUGCAACGACCUAGCGGAACCUAUUAUAAGAGUGGCCUUAGAAAGAAGUAAACAUCAAACAAACGAUCAUCCGUUUUCUAUAUACAGAGAUAUUCUUUUCCUAGCGUUUACUGUACUGGGCAGAACGAAUAUUGACCAGGGCGUCUUUGACAGGGAGUACAGUUUAUCGCUGGACAAGUUUUCCGAGAACGAGGAGAAAUUUCUGCAUAAAAUCGACGCGCCACCGACGAUGAUGUCGAUGUACUGCAGGCAUUACUUCAAGCAAUUAAACGUGUGAAGACCGCGAUCUCGGACCGCGAAGCUCGAGAAAUAAUGCUCCGUUCGAAACGUCAAAGGAAAUGCGACUUUGUGAACAAUAAAAGCUCGCGAACACAUGAGCGUUGCAAGUUUUUGUUUUUGCCUUUAUACGAGUGCGCACAGAAUUGAAUGUGCGCGCGAGGAAUGAUGUCAAGAAAUUACGUUUCAUCCGGUCUCGAAAUUCGUCUUUGACGCGACGUAACGUGACGCGUACGCGCUACAUGUUGAAUGUUUAUUAUUAUCUAACACGGAAGGAUUGUAUUAUUAUUAUUAUUAAUAUUAAUAUUAUUAUUAUUAUUAUUAUGUUAUCGAUUAUGUGUGUGUGUGAUUUUUUACGCUCGAGUCCGAUCAAUAGCGCGAUUUAUUUCUCAAGUGUUAGAAAUUACGUUUCAGCACGCAGUAGUAGCGUCAAUGAACACGCAAAAGAAGAACUAACGUAUCUCGUUUUUAUUUUUCUUUUUUUUUUUUUUUUUUUCUCUCACGAGAUUCCGCUUAACUCGCCGAUUACUCGUAAUUACUUACUCUUUGCUUGCGCAGAAAUAUUAAACGUCGGAUCGCGUCGGAUUCGGGCUUUGUUUUUAUUUUAUUGCGUCGUGAGAUUCUCAAAUUCCGGCUUACGCACGCAACCCGAACGGAAAUAGUUUUUUAUCGGGCCGGUCGCAUCAACAAUCGUUUGAGCGCUAAUCGCGGUUUAGCUGAGUUUUCCUUACCGAUCCGUAUUGCGGCGAGAAAGGCUGUGAUAUCUAGAGAGAGGAAUGGAGAAUUACUGCGACCGUAAUUAAAAAAAAAAAAAUAAAAAAUAAAAAAAAAGUCGAUGCUACCGUAAUAUCAGAUCGGUGCAAUAAGGUGUGUUGAACGAUAACAAUUCGAUUUUAAUUAAAUUUGUACACCGCCGCGAUCGGAUACGCGGUGAGGGAAGAGACAGAGAUUUUCUUCGUCCGAAUAGCCGAUCGCCGACGCGGUACAGCGUCUCUCUGAUCUUCGUACGUUUAUAUUGUAAAAUGACAAUUGUUCAUAAUCCUCAGUUAUCAGUUACUUCUCAUUUUUAUUAUUUCCAAAUCGGAUUCGCAUGCCUCUGAUUUGUGAUUUAAACAAGACUCGCAGCGCAUCUAAGCGGUAUCUAAGAGUACAACGUCGAAAAAGAAAAAAAAAAACAAAAAACAAAAAGUGUGUUGAGUACCAAAGAGUUUUUCACGGAUUGUAAAGCGACUGCAGAAGUUCAAUUCCCUCCAGGUGUGCUGUGACUUUUAAAUACGUUUCAGUCCGAACAUACACGUAAUAUCCGCAACGUGUAAAAAAAAACAAAAGGAAACAAAAAAGAAAAAAAAAAAAAAAAGAAAACAAAGUUGUCGAUCCGAGUAUUAAAACGGAAGACAGUCUUUUAAUAUACCGACUAUUUUUUUUACUGCGAAAAGAGAGUGAAAGAAAAAAGUGAGAGAGAGAGAGAGAGAAAGAGAGAGAGGGAGAGCGAAAGAUAUCGCUCUCCGACAUGCAGUAUUCUUUCCUCUUGUACUCUUAGAUAGAAACAAUCGUUUGUUUGCACGACGGACGCAAGAACGUAAGGUAUCGUUUCAAACUUUAAACGUCCCAAGGUGAAAAGUGUCGACGAACGGUGGCGUUCGACUACUCGACUACUGAUUAAUCCUCGAAAGCAAAAUAAAUAAAUUUUAGCAUUGAGAGUAAAAAUAUUUUUAUGAAUUUUUAGACAUUCUCGAUGAGCAUUUGUAAUAGCUUAGCGAAAACUUAGUUAGACAAAAAUCGCUGUCCACGAUUUAUAUUCUACAUAUGUAUCGUCGACACGGGAUGACAAUGAGAUUAUUAUUCGUCGCGAGAAUUGUAGAAAACUCGUGAACGCGGCCUUUUUAGCGCAGCGCACUUUUCACCCUGGACGCACCGCGGAUGAUGAUUCAUUCAUUUCAAUACUAUGAAUGUAGAUUACGAGAAUAAAGCCAGUUGAAGUAUUUUACAGAA